AACCAGCACACUGUUCUACCGAUACAGGGCAGGAUAGGGACGUUGAAGUUUGUAAUAUAAAAGGGAGAAAAAUGGAUGAAAAGCAGGACCCAGCCAAACAGACAGUGAUGUGGGACUGUGGGCUAAGGUACAUGUUUGGUCCGACUCCUGCCCUGCACCCUGGCAGCAGGUGCAUCAUGCAGUGUAAGGAGGACCUGUCCAGACUGGAGAUGGUUCACAGACUGGCCAAAGACGGAUGCCGUCUUUUUCAAAUCCAUGGAAAGGGACCAGAUAAAGUAAAAGAGCCCCACAGUGACGAGGCAGUCCGUGUGAGUGUGAGCGACCGCGGCCGCGAUGUGCUCGUGCUCCAGGCUCUCAGAGGAUCUGUGAGGGGAGGGGCCACAGAGGAGGAGAGGUACGUGGUGGUGUCAGGAACCCCCGAGAAGAUCCUGGAGCAUCUGUUAAACGAGCAGAGAGUGGAGGACGAACAGGGGAACACGCAGGGAGAAGAUACUCUUCUGGAUGACUUCUUGCUCACCUACCCAGUCUUCAUGACAACCAGUGAUUUUUGCCAAGCUCUACUCGGACACUUCUGCACCAAGCGAUACCGAGGAAAAGAGGACAGGAAAGAGGUGCUGCAGAGGAAACAGAAAGUCCUCCACUUGGUUUUACAGUGGAUGACUCUGUGCAAAAGCUUCCUGAGGGACGACCAGCAUAUCAAAGUGUUUCUGAAGACUUUGUACCGUUAUGCAUUAGAAGAUUUGUACGAACAUCCAGCUCUGGAGAAGGAUUUGAGGGACCUGCAGGAAAUCUAUCAACUGCAUCGUCGAAAUACAAGCGAUGAUUAUUCUCCACACAGAAAGAGCAAAGCAUUGUUCCACCAGUUGAGUUUCAAAGACAAUGGAGUGCAGCCCAGAGUCUCACACAGGGAGACCAAGGAGGUUUUGUGCCAUGUGUACAUCUCCAUGGAUUCCUACCUGAGUAUCAGGGCCAGUGGAGGCAUCGUAGCCCAGGAGCUGCUGCAGGCAGUGGCAGAGAGGAUGGAUGUCCCUCUGGGGGAUCUGGUACUGGUGGCCAUCACUUACCCUGGAGGUCGACUGCUCCUGCAGCCUCAGGAUAAAGUCUACUCUGAGUUGUUACGACCAAUCGGGCGGCUGCAUGUGUGCAGGAAGGACCUCGGUGAUGUGCUGAACCCAUUUACAGAUAACUCUGAGCUACAGCAAAGGACCACUCACAUGCUCAGUCUGAACACAUGGGACGUGGCUGUGGCUCUCACAAAUUUAGACUGGGUCCUUUUUGACUCCAUCCAUGAGCAACAGUUGAUCUACUUCACUUUCAGCCGCACGGCCAGCAGUGGCCACACUGUGGCACUGGAGCUUCUACUAAAACGCUGUAAUGAAGUGCAGCUCUGGGUGAUGACCGAGGUGCUUCUGUGUCCAACACUCUGUAAACGAGUGCAGCUCAUCAAGAAGUUCAUCAAGAUAGCUGCUCACUGUAAAGCUCUGAAAAAUUUCAACUGUUUCUUUGCCAUUAUCAUGGGUCUGAAUUCUGCAGCUGUGAGCCGCCUCACUCAGACAUGGGAGAAAAUACCAGGGAAAUUUAAAAAGCUGUUUUCAGAGCUCGAGACUACAACAGAUCCCUCGCUGAACCACAAAGCCUACAGAGAGUCCUUUAAAAAGAUGAAAGCACCAAAGAUCCCCUUCCUUCCUCUGCUACUUAAAGAUAUCACAUUUAUCCACGAAGGCAACAAGACAUUUCAUGAUAAUUUGGUCAAUUUUGAAAAGUUGCACAUGAUAGCAGAAGCUGUUCGAAUCAUUCGGCAGUGUCAAAACGACAUGAUGGGAAAUGACAUUACACAGAAAAGCAGUUCAGAAGUACGAGCGUAUGUGGAUUUUCUUCACAUCAUCGACAAUCAACAGACUCUUUUUGAGCUCUCAGUUAAGCUGGAGCCACGUGCUUAAAGGAAUCUUCUACUGUUCUACUGUCCAAGGAUUACACGUCUAUGAAUAAUAAACUACUGUUACUCAGGACUCUAUGCAGAUAGUGCACGUCCCUCUCUGGCCACAAGAGGGAGCCACCAUACCAGAAUAAUGAAUACACUGAAGUCAGCAAGAGAGACCUGAGGUCAACUACAGCAGUAACUGGCUUGCCUCUGCAGAGAAAGGAGAAAUAUGAUUCAAUAUCAAGGUCUAUCAGUAGAAAUAAGUCUCUCCAGCAGUAAACAACAACAACAACAGUCAGUCUGAGCUGCACUGUAAGACAUCAGUUCAGUUUGUUUUUACUUCAUGUAAAAUAAUGAUCUGGGAUGUGUCUAGCACUGACGGCAACUUUCAUGUAGGAAGAGGUUUAAGGCAAACUCUUUUGUCCCAAUGUCCCAUUAGAGAAUUAUGUCCCAUGUCGCUGCUUCUGACCUAGAGUAGUUCACUGAGGAGCCUUGGGUGACCACACUGCUGUCAAGAGCAUUCAGAUGUUGAUCUGGAGCCAACCUGAGCUGUGCAGAUUCUAAUAAUAUUAGAUAUUAUCUAUUUUUUGCAACACAAAUAUGAAAAAACAAGGAUUUAUUUAAAUAUGGAAUAUUUUCAGGCAAAAGAAUUUUAUAGUUAGCCAAAGAGCUAAAGGCAAAUCCUUCUCAUAACCUUAAACAAUUUCCAUCAAUUAGACUUUAUCAUCUUCUUGUUUUAUUGUCUCCUUAAUUUACAUAUAUGAGUAAGUCCAAUGGUUUUACUCUAGGACAGUGCUGUAAGUAGUAACGAACCUCUCUGUGUGUGACUUACAAUCAUGUAUUUUGGUGCCAAAUGUGGUAAAAAUAUCAGAGAAUAUCUUGUGAUAGGAUUGAUUUGUUUUACUGUGGACAAUCAGUGAAAUGAUGCAACAUACCAUCUGUGUAUUGGUAUUUGACAUUUUAUAGGCUACUGUAGCUGCAGUCUCAAUUAUAGCUGAUGGAUGAUACACAUUAGAUGGAAAAGUUUUAUGUAUUUGGCCAGCUGUCGUGAAAUUGUAGAUGAACUUUUAUAUACUGUUAUUUUGUUGCUUUUCCGAAUAGACUACUUAAGAAUGUACAUGCUUCAGAAUGUGUUUAUUCAGGUUUUGUAUUUUAAGUAUUUUAAGUAUGUACUGUGUACUUUAUUUUGUAAAUAUCCAUUAAUUCUGGAUUGUAUUAUUUAUUUCAGAAUUCUUUAUUUUAUCCAUAAACAUUUGAUCCUCUGUGAUGGUUCUGUGCACAGUGUUUGAUUGAUCUGCAUGAUGAAGCAAACCAUGGAUUGUCCUCUCUAAUUUAGUCAACUGUGUAUGCAAUAAAAUAUUGCUUUUGUUUACCACAUUGGAAUACAAUGCCACCAUAAUACACACUCCCCGAAUUUAUAA
This is a messenger RNA of Periophthalmus magnuspinnatus, 3342 nucleotides long. Its product is annotated as rap guanine nucleotide exchange factor 5-like. NCBI's taxonomy places the organism in Eukaryota, Metazoa, Chordata, Actinopteri, Gobiiformes, Gobiidae. The transcript is spliced from 19 exons. Gene Ontology annotation, cellular component: plasma membrane. The record is from RefSeq and is a predicted model, not a curated record. Gene Ontology annotation, molecular function: guanyl-nucleotide exchange factor activity. Bases 72 to 1940 code for a protein of 622 amino acids. Gene Ontology annotation, biological process: Ras protein signal transduction; positive regulation of GTPase activity.